UGAAAAAUCAGUAUAAAAAAAGAAAAAAAUGAUUAAAACUGAUAAAUAUAUUCAAUAACCUCUUGCGAGUAACAUGAUACAUAUUAUAAGUACCUUUCGUUUAUUUUUUCUAGUAUAAUCGUUAAUUGUUUAAGAAAGUCAUCUCAUUAUUAAGUGUCAGCAUGUAAAAGAACAACUCAUUCUGCAUUAGCCGGGCAAUUAACCUUGGCGACGUCCGAGAACCAAAGCGUUCCCUAACCGGGAACGUGUGGCUCGGUAGUAUGGUGAAUAGGAUAGUCGACUAUAAGAAGUCAGGGGACGAACCGACUACGAGAAGAACUUAAGAAUAAGUUUAGACAGGUAGUUAAGUUUUUUUAUUAAUACCAAUAGCGUUACUAUCAAAACACACACCAUGGCCCCAACUAUCGUCUUAAUUAGCGGCGCGAACCGAGGAUUAGGCAAAGGGCUCCUUGAGCUCUACCUAGCUAGGCCGAACCAUAUCGUCAUUGCCGCGAUUCGCAACCCAGAUCACCCUACGUCAAAAGCUCUUGCCGAGCUACCCAAAGGGGAAGAUACUCGCCUCGUUGUUAUUAAGAUCGAUGCCUCCGUUGAAUCUGAUGCUGCCGAGGGUAUCAAACAAUUAACUGUACAGGGUAUCGACCAUAUCGAUAUCGUCAUUGCGAACGCUGGUGUCUGCUACGUCUUCCCCAAGGUGUCGGACAUUAAGACUGCAGAUCUAGAAGGACAUCUUACUCCUAACCUUUUUGGUGUGGUAUGGUUAUACCAGGCCGCAAUUCCGCUCCUAAAGAAGUCUACGAAUCCUAAGUGGAUAACUAUGGGCUCUGUCGGAGGAAAGAUAGUGGAUCAACCUGAUGUCCCCCACGCCGCUUACGGACCGUCAAAGGUUGCGGUUCAUUGGGUAACCAAGCGUAUCGACAAGGAAGAAAACUGGCUCACGGCAUUUGUGAUUCACCCUGGCUUAGCAGACACCGACAUGGGCCAAGUCGCUCUUGCAGGCCUCGUAGCAGUCCACGACAACAUUCCAGUAAAACUUAUAACGGUCGAAGAAUCAUGCCGGGGAAUGAUAAAAGUAAUCGACGCAGCCACAAAAGCCACGCACGGAGGGAGACUCAUAGCCUAUACUGGGGAUGAGGACACAUGGUAGAUAGGGCCGGAAUUGAGGAUGAAUGAAUGUUUGCUAUUGCAAACCCAUAUGUCUCUUAAUACAUACGGAGAUCUGCCAUACCCGCUAAACUCUUUGAAGGGGGAAAGGAAUAGUUGCUUGGGAACUUGUAUGGGCCAUGGCAAGUUGAUAGUAGAUGUAUAUAGCUACCUACCUUAGGUAUAGUUAUGAGGGACAUAUGCUGCA
Molecule: messenger RNA, 1348 nt
Organism: Daldinia vernicosa
Lineage: Eukaryota; Fungi; Ascomycota; Sordariomycetes; Xylariales; Hypoxylaceae
Product: NAD(P)-binding protein
Exons: 2
Coding region: 392-1144 (250 amino acids)
Source: RefSeq, a predicted model, not a curated record